Gossypium arboreum is the source of this 3532-nucleotide messenger RNA. RefSeq lists its product as uncharacterized. The record is from RefSeq and is a predicted model, not a curated record. The transcript has 18 exons. Gene Ontology annotation, biological process: glucosylceramide catabolic process; carbohydrate metabolic process. Gene Ontology annotation, cellular component: membrane. NCBI's taxonomy places the organism in Eukaryota, Viridiplantae, Streptophyta, Magnoliopsida, Malvales, Malvaceae. Gene Ontology annotation, molecular function: glucosylceramidase activity; beta-glucosidase activity. The coding region runs from base 360 to 3269 and encodes 969 amino acids.
ACGGCUCCACCCGUCCCCCCUUCAUUCUCUCUCUUUCUUUUAUUUUAAAUUUUUAUUUCUCUUCUUUUUCCAUUUUUAUAUCCCAAAAAAGCCGCCACGAAUGCUUAACGCUUCUCCAGUUUUUCUACACGGAAAUCUAAAGUACCCCUACAUAUCUGAUCCCGCGAUUCUCUGAUUUAGCAUUUCCUUUCCUUUUCUAUUCUUUUUUUUUUUAAAUAUAAAUAAGAGAUCUUUAGAGUAUAGGAGGCUUUUUCUUCCAAGUUCUUUUGCAUUUAUUUAUUUUUCUUUCUCUUUUGUUGAUCGCAUGAAUUUGGGAAAGGACAUUAUUGGAGUGGAAAUUUGAAUUUUGAUUAGUCAACAUGGUUACUGGAAACUUAUUUCAUUCUAAAAAGAAUUCAUGGCCGCCUGAAGAAUAUGUCAGCCGUAAUACUUUACAAUUGUUUAAUUUUGAUAGUGCUGCCCCACCAAAACAAGCUUGGAGAAGAAGGUUAAACAGCCAUGCUAAUAUUCUUAAAGAAUUCAGUGUUACAUUUAUGGAAGCAAUACAGAUGGUGCGAUUAGGCAUACGUCUAUGGUCCUAUGUCAGGGAAGAGGCUUCUCAUGGAAGGAAAGCACCCAUUGACCCUUUCACCCGAGAAAGUUGUAAGCCAUCUGCAUCUCAAGGAGUUCCACUGGGAGGGAUGGGGAGUGGCAGUAUAUCCAGGGGUUUCAGAGGUGAGUUCAGGCAAUGGCAAAUUGUCCCUGGAACUUGCAACAUUUCACCUGUUAUGGCUAAUCAAUUUUCUAUAUUUAUAUCUCGCGAUGGAGGGAAUAAGAAGUACGCAUCAGUUUUGGCUCCCGGACAGCAUGAAGGACUAGGCAAAACUAGUGAUGAGGGUAUUUCUUCAUGGGGAUGGAAUCUGAAUGGUCAGCAUUCUACAUACCAUGCUUUGUUUCCUAGAGCAUGGACAAUAUAUGAUGGUGAACCAGAUCCAGACCUAAAAGUGUCCUGUCGACAGAUAUCACCUUUUGUGCCACAUGAUUAUAGGGACAGCAGUCUUCCAUCAGCUGUUUUUGUCUACACAUUGGUGAAUACUGGAAAAGAAAGGGCAAAAGUCAGCUUACUCUUCACAUGGGCGAAUUCAAUUGGUGGAAUUUCACACUUAUCAGGAGAUCAUGUCAAUGAACCAUUCAUAGGUGAAGAUGGAGUUUCCGGUGUACUUCUUCAUCACAAGACUGCUAAGGGGAACCCUCCUGUCACUUUUGCGGUUGCUGCAUCUGAAACACAGAAUGUCAAUGUAACAAUUCUACCUUGUUUUGGUCUUACUGAAGGAAGUUUUAUAACAGCAAGGAAGAUGUGGGGAAAAAUGAUGCAGGAUGGACAAUUUGAUCGUGAAAAUUUCAAUAUUGGACCAAGCAUGCCUUCAUCACCUGGAGAGACAUUGUGUGCUGCAGUUUCAGCCUCUGCUUGGGUGGAGCCUUAUGGAAAGUGCACCAUUGCAUUUGCUCUUGCUUGGUCUUCUCCAAAAAUAAAGUUUUCAAAAGGGAGCUCAUACUAUCGGAGAUACACAAAAUUCUAUGGCACAUCUGAAAGAGCAGCUGUGGACUUGGUUCAUGAUGCACUAACAAAUUACAAGCAUUGGGAAGAAGAGAUUGAGAAAUGGCAAAGCCCAAUCCUUGAGGAUAUAAGGCUGCCAGAAUGGUAUAAAUUCACUCUGUUUAAUGAACUCUACUUCUUGGUUGCUGGUGGAACUGUUUGGAUAGAUUCUUCCUCGCCAUCUGCAGAUGUGAAAAGUGAUCAAGAUCCACCAAUAAAAGUAGAAAGCAAAAAUAUAAAAGUAACUGAAGCUGAAAUGAAUUGUAGGCAUAGUACUGGGUUUGAACAUACUAGUACAAGUGGUUGCAACAGUUCAACCGGUGUUGGGUUAAAACAGAAUGGCAAUUCAACUAUUCCCAGGAAAAAGCGAAGCAGCAAGCACUUCUCGCAUCACUUGAAAACGGAGGAUCAACUUGAUGGCAAUGAAGAUGUUGGUAGGUUCCUGUACUUGGAAGGAGUUGAAUAUAUCAUGUGGUGCACUUACGAUGUACAUUUCUAUGCAUCUUUUGCCCUUCUUGAGCUUUUUCCCAAAAUUGAACUCAAUAUUCAACGUGACUUCGCCAAAGCAGUUUUAUCUGAGGAUGGAAGGAAAGUAAAGUUUCUAGCAGAGGGUAAUUACGGGAUUCGUAAGGUUAGAGGAGCUGUCCCUCAUGACCUAGGGACACAUGAUCCUUGGAAUGAAAUGAAUGCAUAUAAUAUACAUGACACAAGCAAAUGGAAGGAUCUGAAUUCCAAGUUUGUGCUUCAAGUGUACAGAGAUUUUGCUGCCACAGGAGAUAUGGCAUUUGGUAUUGAAGUUUGGCCUGCUGUACGCACUGCAAUGGAAUACAUGGAACAAUUUGAUAGAGAUGAUGAUGGCCUCAUUGAAAAUGAUGGAUUUCCAGAUCAAACAUACGAUGCUUGGACUGUUCAUGGUGUGAGUGCUUACUGUGGUUGCUUAUGGCUUGCCGCGCUCCAAGCUGCCGCUGCAAUGGCCCAGCGGCUAGGCGACAAGUUCUUUGCUGAAACAUGCAAAACCAAAUUUUUUAGUGCAAAAUCAGCAUUUGAGAAGAAACUAUGGAAUGGUUCUUAUUUCAACUAUGACAGUGGGUCUAGUAGUAAUAGUAAGUCGAUACAAGCAGACCAACUGGCAGGACAAUGGUACACAUCAUCUUCAGGCUUGGGUCCCAUCUUUGAUGAGUUCAAAACAAGAAGUUCUCUUCAGAAAAUAUUUGAUUUCAAUGUGAUGAAAAUUAAAGGAGGCAGGAUGGGUGCUGUAAACGGAAUGCAUCCGAAUGGAAACGUGGAUGAGUCUUGUAUGCAGUCACGUGAAAUAUGGACCGGUGUUACCUACGCUGUGGCAGCAAAUAUGCUUCUUGCUGGAAUGGAGGAGGAAGCAUUCACUACAGCUGAAGGUAUUUUCAUUGCAGGCUGGUCAGAAGAGGGUUUCGGAUACUGGUUCCAGACACCGGAAGGCUGGACAACCGAUGGGCAUUACCGAUCACUUAUAUACAUGAGGCCUCUUGCAAUAUGGAGCAUGCAAUGGGCAUUAUCUCCACCUAAAGCAAUUAUUGAGGCCCCUAAAAUAAAUAUGAUGGACAGAAUUGUUAUUUCUCCGGCAACAUUUUCAUUGUCUCUUCCCGAAACACGAGUUAGAAAAAUCGCAAAUAAAACAGCGUGCUUCGGGAAUUCUUCAUUGCAAUGUACAUGCUGAUCAUCAUACUCAUGGAUGUAAAAAGAAGGAAAAUGUUAAAGUUGUUUUUUGCUUGCUUUUAACCCGUUUCAGUAAAAUUUGAAGCUGUACUGGCAGGGGAAGGAGAAGCUGUGUUUACUGCUCGGGGAUAUAACAUGCAAAAAAUGAAUUUAGUCAUUCUUAGAGCAGAUAUUUUAUCCGAAUUCAGGGAGGAUUGUGUCGGAUAUAUGGGAUAUAUGUAAUUUUUCAUUAUACUAAUAGAUAUAUUAUUGUAUUUAUGUUAA